AUGGAGAAAGAAACUAAACAGUCGUCGUUCAGCGUCGACAUCGAAAAUGUCGCCACUCCUAACAGAGAUUAUAUUGCCUCGGGCGCUGCCGAUUUCCAUGACCAGUAUGAUGUUGCCAAAUAUGGUACGACAAAGAGAAAGUUGUCUUCUCGUCAUGUCUCAUUAAUGAUUAUCGGUCAGUCCAUCGGUACUGGUUUGUUUAUCGGUUUGAAAACUCCACUUAGGACUUCAGGUUCUCUUUCAUUGUUCCUUGCCUUCGUGGCCUGGGCUUGUACUAUGGUUUGGCCAUUGAUGCAAGCUGUGGGAGAAAUGUGCUCCUACUUGCCUCUCAAAGGUUCCUUUUUGCAUUUCGCUGCUAGAUGGUUGGAUCCAGCUAUGGGUUUUGCAGUCACUAUCAUCUACUUGUACACCUCGCUUAUGUUUAUUUGUGUGGAAAUUGUUGCUUUUGCUUCCGUCAUCAGCUACUGGACUGAUGCGCUGCCUGCCAUCUUCAUCACCAUCGGUUUGGUGUCCAUUUUGUUCUUCAACGUUUUCGGUGUCAACUGGUACGGCGAAAUCGAAUUUUAUUCUUCUAUUCUUAAGGUGCUCUUGAUUGUGGGAUUGAUGUUCUUUGGUUUGAUUGCCAUGUGCGGUGGUAACCCUUCUGGUGAGGUUUUGGGCUUCAAGAACUGGAAAGAGGGUGGACUUAUGAAGUCUUACCUUGUCCCUGGUGCCACCGGAAGAUUCUUGGGUCUUUGGAACGUCUUGGUUUACGCUGCCUUCGCAUGUGGUGGUGCUGACUUGUUGGGUAUGGUUUCCGGUGAAAUCUCUUUGCCCCGUAAAAACAUCGCCAUUGCUGCUAAGAGAACUUACAUCAGAAUCUACUUGUUCUACAUUGGUGGUAUUUUCUUCAUGAAUGCCCUUUGUGCCUCCAACAACCCUCUCUUGGACGCUGCCAUCUCUAGUGGAAGAUCUGGUGCUGCCUCUUCUCCAUGGGUUAUUGGUAUCAAGACCGUGGGUGUUCACGGCUUGGACUCCUUGGUCAACGCUGUUGUGAUGACCUCUGCCUGGUCUUGUGGUAACGGUUUUACCUACGGUGCCGCCAGAAGUGCUUACUCUGCUGCUUUGGCCGGCUACUUGCCCAGAAUCUUCGCCAAAUGUUUGAAGAACGGAUGUCCUAUCGUGGCUGUGUCUUUCUCCAUGCUCAUUGGAUGCUUAUCCUACAUGAGUGUUGGAAAGUCUUCCAACGAGGUUUUCAACUGGUUCAUUAACUUGGCCACCACUGGUAUCUUGUCCACUUACUUUGUCAUGUGGUUGUGUUACUUCAAGUUCAAAAAGGCAGUUAAGGCCCAGGACUUGGACCAGCAAGAGGAUACUUUCUACAAGGUUCCAAAGUGGUGCACUCCAUGGUUGAUGUACUGGGGUGCUCUCUUCAACUUCUUGGUUCUUUUCUUCAACGGUUUCUGGAUUUUCUUCCCCGGCCAGUUUUCUGUGGCUAACUUGUUCACCUCUUACUUUGCCCCUAUUUUCGCCAUUAUUCUCUAUCUUGGCUGGAAGUUCUGGCACAAGACCCACUGGAGAAGUGACUUAGAGGCCGAUCUCACCACUGGUAAGGCCGAGAUCGAUGAGGAGGAGAUGCUUGAGAAGGAGUAUCUUGCCACCGUUCCAAGAAAGGAAGGCUUGUUGUGGAAGAUCUGGUAUAAGAUUGGUGAUGUCUGCUUCAAUUAG
Messenger RNA from Sungouiella intermedia, 1707 nucleotides. The record is from the annotation of a GenBank genome assembly. NCBI's taxonomy places the organism in Eukaryota, Fungi, Ascomycota, Pichiomycetes, Serinales, Metschnikowiaceae.